This is a messenger RNA of Cannabis sativa, 1753 nucleotides long. RefSeq names its product protein phosphatase 2C 37. The transcript has 3 exons. Gene Ontology annotation, biological process: protein dephosphorylation. Gene Ontology annotation, molecular function: cation binding; protein serine/threonine phosphatase activity. NCBI's taxonomy places the organism in Eukaryota, Viridiplantae, Streptophyta, Magnoliopsida, Rosales, Cannabaceae. Gene Ontology annotation, cellular component: nucleus; cytosol. The coding region runs from base 202 to 1512 and encodes 436 amino acids. The record is from RefSeq and is a predicted model, not a curated record.
UUGUGUAGAAAAGCAUCAUCGCCAAACAAUUUUAUGGGUCUUUCUUUUGUGAACAUCGAUUGAAUCCCCAAAAUCUCUCUACACCAUUUUUGCUUAAAGCUUUGAAAAAAUAGUAUCCUGUAGCUGAAGAGAUUUCCAUAGAUUCUUCUUUAAGAAGAACAGGAGCAUAGUUUUUGAUUAUUAAUUUGGUUCUGGUUUUUGAUGAUGGCUGGAAUUUGCUGUGGAGUUGUAGGAGAGAGUGAGGCCUCGGCCGCUAUUGAGACGAGCAGUUCUCGGACCAUGAAACGUCGAAAAAUGGAGCUCCUUACAUACAAGUUCAUCUCCGAUGUGACCGUACCAUCGGCGGCAGCGGCGGUGGAGGCUCGCUCUAUUAAGCGGCAGAAACUGGACCUACAUCCUUCGAUUUCUUCGUCAGCUGUAGAUUGCGUGAAGGGAUCUAUGGUGGAAAGUUGUGAAGUGAAAUCCUUUACGGAUGCUAACAGUGAUGGUUUGCGUUUAAAGAAUUGUAACGUGGUGUGUGAUGACUCGAUUUCGGUUCAAGUGGAUGGGAAGGAGGAGUUUCAGGUAGAAAACCCUAAGUAUGGCGUGACUUCUGUCUGUGGCCGGAGAAGAGAUAUGGAAGAUGCUGUUUCUGCUCACCCUUACUUAACGAACCAUGUGGAAGGUUCGGUUGCUAAUGGAUGCCAUUUCUAUGGCGUUUUCGAUGGUCAUGGUUGCUCUCAUGUUGCUAUGAAGUGCAAAGAACGGUUGCAUGAAAUCGUUAAGGAAGAGCUUGAAGGCGAUGAAUCAAAAUCUCCUCAGUGGACAGAAACGAUGGAGCGUAGCUUCACACGUAUGGACAAGGAAGUCCAGGCGUGGAAUGAAAGCGAUAAGAUCUCAAACUGUCGAUGCGAACUUCAGACCCCACGAUGCGAUGCCGUCGGAUCUACCGCCGUUGUUUCGGUCGUAACCCCGGAGAAGAUCAUCGUUUCUAAUUGCGGCGAUUCCAGGGCUGUUCUUUGCCGAAGCGGCGUUGCUAUUCCUCUUUCCUCCGACCACAAGCCUGAUCGACCCGACGAGCUGGUUCGAAUCGAAAACGCUGGAGGGCGCGUUAUUUACUGGGACGGCGCGCGAGUCCUUGGAAUGCUUGCGAUGUCGCGAGCGAUUGGCGACAAUUAUUUGAAGCCGUACGUGAUACCGGAUCCGGAGGUAACAAUCACGGACCGAACAGAGGACGACGAGUGCCUGAUCUUGGCGAGCGACGGACUGUGGGAUGUGGUGUCGAACGAAACGGCUUGUGGCGUGGCUCGCAUGUGCUUGAGAGCUCAGAAGCCACCGCCGCCGCCUCCUAGGUCACCAGGUGGCAAAGAGGAAGCCGAGCGGGUCGUAGCCGACUCGGCCGCCGAGAGCUCCGAUAAGGCUUGUUCGGAUGCAUCUAUAUUGCUAACUAAGCUCGCCUUGGCUAGGCAUAGUACGGAUAACGUCAGUGUCGUUGUUGUGGAUUUAAGAAGAGAACGACAUCGACGACUAUAGUAACUUGUGACAAAUAUACUAAUUAAGCUCAAACCCUUAAAAAAAAAAUUAAUAUAAUAUAAAUAUAUAUAGGGAAACAAUACAGGACAGUAGCUUUUUUUCUGGUAAAUUGUAACUUUGUAAGUUGUAGAAUUCGCCUUUCUUUUUUAUUCAACAAAAUUGAGGAAAGGGGAAAAAAAGGUCUUUUUCUUCAUAUUGGUUUUGAAAUAAUGCAAGCCAUGAAGCCAAUUCCUGUCGCUCA